Molecule: messenger RNA, 2184 nt
Organism: Clonostachys rhizophaga
Lineage: Eukaryota; Fungi; Ascomycota; Sordariomycetes; Hypocreales; Bionectriaceae
Source: the annotation of a GenBank genome assembly
AUGCCUAAGUCGUCGAAGCUUCCCAGACGUGCGCGGCAGCGACGCAAUGUUGGCCGCGGUGGCAUCGAAGAUGUUCCUCGACAUGCCACAGACUGUGGCCUGCCUACUGGUAGGCGGUACGCAAAUUCUCAAGUGACUCGAAGUUCUAAUAGUUCUCUUGGCCCAGACUCACACCCGGAUCUAUCUGACAACAGCCUUGACAGCGACGAUGGCUGUCAAACCCGAAUACUGUCAACGCCGACGGAAAAUGGCUGUCCAUCAAUGCCCAGGAAUCCGAAAGGACCCUUAAUGGGCCUAGGAGAUGUUUCUUUCUCAAAAGAUGAUACGGGGGAAGCGUCUGAUGACUGCUCAGAUACAGAGUCAGAGUCUGACUUAGAAAGCCUUGUUGACUCUGGCUACGGCUCGGCUGAUGAUGAUCCUGAAAAGGAGGCUCGUUUCUAUGAGUGCUUUGAAGCUGAGUGUGAGGUAGAAGGCCCGAUCAUGUCCGUUCACAAAGAAAACACCAAGAAAAUGACUGAACCAGAAGAAGUUCGAUGGAAUAAGUAUUGCACUAUUCGCAAGCGUGACCCCUUGGAAUCUAUGAAGGCCUGCAAUGCUUCAUUUAUCAAGUCCUACUUGCACUGGCGUGUAAAGCAUUCUAGAAUUCGAAAAGCGUCUUCUAUUUUGACGUACUGGAAUGUACUCAGCAUGGUUUAUGCUACCAAGGCCCAGCGCUAUAUGGACGGUGGCAUGCUCUAUGACAUAGGAAACUGGAUUCACGCGAAACUCGCACCUGCAUUCAAUUUGGAAUAUUCAAAGAAGGAGAAGUCUGGGCUAUUUGUCCAAGACUUGGACUUAAUUCUAUACCACCAUUGGGUUCACGACAAAUCCGUCUACGACCAUGAACAUUUGCGGGCGUCGAUGUCUACGAUUCUAGUCUUAGCCGGUGCCACUGCCACAAGACCGGAUGCGCUCAUUGGGAACGUUCUCUACAAACAUGUGGAAUUCCAGCUCUUCCCGCCUCUUGAUGGGCAAUCCCGUCCCCGUGUUGGCCUAACCUUGAAUCUAGAGCAUCUCAAAGGAGGGGAAGAACACAAGGUUUUUGGGUUUCAUGAAGAAGAUAAUCUGAUUCAUGAUCCUGUACUGCAUCUUAUGUUCCACGCUUUCGCUGAUGGGGCGUUUGAGAAUGAAAUCACGGGCCCUGAACAAAUAUACGACAUGACCGUACCAGAGUACCUAGACCGGAUACGGCUUUUGUGGAAGGAGGAGUGGCGUGAGCGCCCGUUGUUUAGAGACUUCGAUGGCCUCCAUAUUGCUUUACACAAAGCUUUGAAGUAUCGGAAAGUACGAGGAUUCUUGAUCCGUCUUGGUCGAGAGUUGGGGUACAAGAAGACACUUGAAUUCUAUGACCUACGUCGUGGAUCAGGCCAAAAGCUAAACGAGGCUCUUACUCCUGAGGAGAGAAACAAAACAAUGGGUCAUACACUCGGCGAUUCCGGGACAUACUUGAGAUAUUACAUGCCGAACUUCAUUGGGGCAGACGUUCAGUCUAUUAUUUUCGGAAGCUCCCCACAGACAGACUUGAUGCAGCUUAUGGGCCGGCUUCAUCGCCAUCAGCACACACCAAAGGCAUUGACAGACCGGCAGAAGCUGGAGGUCACUGAGGACCCAAGACUUACUAGGUAUGUGAAGAAGCGAAAGCGGGCGUUGGAAAGAAUCAAACGCGCUGGAUACGUUUCAGCCUCCGCCGCAAAGGAUACGCCUGAAGGAAAAGCCUAUGACAAGUACCGAAAGAAAGUCGAGAGUGUACGAAACGUACUGUUAAGAAAACGUUUGGAACGGGCGGUUCAGGAGUUUCAUGAAACGAUACACUCAAAAGAAGUUGAUCAACAAUUGCAAGGGAUCAAGCCUACGGACCUUGCACAAUCAGAUAUGAAGCAUGAACUUCCUGAGCGAGCACUAGUAGCAAGUCUGUUCUCACAGGUGGCUCAGGUCCAGAGUAGAGAAGGGCUCCACCAGCUGCCCUUUGCAAGAGGCGCGAGAGUCCUUGCCGCCGCCCAUCUCGGCAAGGUCGGAGGAACGGUUCCAAGGUGCAAGGAGUGUUCCAUGGAGUUCAGUCAGGCCCUUCGCCUCAUGUUGAUGCACAGAGUUGCCCGUCCGCAAUCCUCGGAUCAGCGUCUAUCUCAUAUCCGUCAAAAGCUUUGA